Messenger RNA from Fusarium subglutinans, 555 nucleotides. RefSeq lists its product as uncharacterized. The record is from RefSeq and is a predicted model, not a curated record. Bases 1 to 555 code for a protein of 184 amino acids. Lineage: Eukaryota; Fungi; Ascomycota; Sordariomycetes; Hypocreales; Nectriaceae. The transcript has 3 exons.
AUGCCCCAGUCACCAUUCUGGGGAAAAGUCCCCAGGGGAGAGAUCCUCGUGCUGAUGGCUCUUGUGAAGGCCGCAUUAGGCCUCCCAAUUGGGUUCAUCACAAGAUUAGAAGCUCGUCUUGCUGAGACAGAAGAAGCUCUCUUUCGGCUCGUGCACUCUAUCGAUGAACCCAACAACAAUCACAUCUCACUCAAGUCUUCAUCACAAAGGAAAGACGACCGUAUAAGAGAAUGGGAUAGUCUCCCUCUUCGAAAUGUGGAUGAAAUAAGAGCGUGGUAUCGAAGUAGAUCAGAGCAGACUCACGCGCCAACCCAGCACGACGAUCUGAUGGAGGAAGACCAGAGUACACGACCACUUCAUGCCACACCACCCGAGCCAGAGCCUGUGGACUUUCCAGAUGAUGCUGGAGAUGAACAGGCGGAAACAAUCACGUUGCAGGAUGCUGCUGAUGAUGAUGAUGAUGUUAUGCCGAGGAAUGAUAUUCAGAUUCAGAAGGAGUCUGGUGGAAGCAAGGCUAAGGAGAUGGAGCAGAAGCAUCCAAAUAUGUACUUUUAG